AUGAAUCUCAAGGCCCUCUUACUCCUCGGAGCUUUUACUUUGCCUGUACUUGGUGACAGGCACCGCUUCUGCUGGUGCGGGAGUCAUCAAUCCCGAGAGCUUGACCCCUGUCUUACCGCAGCCGCUUGUGAAAAAUAUCCCCAGGACAAGUUCUUUGGCGUUCAAGGAGGCGACCCAGAAGCGCCAACAAUAUCCAAAAUGAACCACAAGUUGGGGAAGUGCUACGGCACACGAGCAUGGCCAGUCAUACCUCGGCCUUUCUUGGGUGGGAACGAAUUCGAAGACGCCUGUUUUGCUGCGGCUGCCGACACAGCGGCUAUGGAAGCUUGUGAACUUUUCCCGGGCUACAGAACAGGCAUCAAGUCAUACUGUUCCGAGGGAUUUGAUUGA
Messenger RNA from Colletotrichum destructivum, 390 nucleotides. RefSeq lists its product as uncharacterized. NCBI's taxonomy places the organism in Eukaryota, Fungi, Ascomycota, Sordariomycetes, Glomerellales, Glomerellaceae. The transcript has a single exon. The coding region runs from base 1 to 390 and encodes 129 amino acids. The record is from RefSeq and is a predicted model, not a curated record.